GCGAGUACGUCCCGGCAACACUACGGCUUCGGAUCUCGUUUUGGAUUUCGUGUUCCCAGUGCUGUGGUACAUAUUUGGCGCGCAUUCAAGACUCGCGAUGAGGAUUGUGAUCGUGACAGCUGUUAUUGCCGUUCUGGCGACCGUGGUGUCGGCCGGAUAUCUCGGUGGAUACGGAGGCUAUGGUGGUGGCUAUGGAUUGGGCCACGGUGGUGGCUACGGCGGUGGCUACGGAUUGGGACAUGGAGGUGGCUUUUCUUCGGCCAUUACGCACCAAUUUGACAACCAAAAGGCGGCGCCGCACUACGGCGGUGGCUAUGGCGGUGGCUACGGCGGUGGCUACGGCGGCGGAUACGGUGGCUACGGUGGAGGCUAUGGCGGCGGCUACGGAGGAGGCCUGGGACAUGGUGGAUACGGCGUGGUCAUCGGCCUCGGCCAUGGAGGAUACGGUGGACAUGGCUACGGGGGAGGACUCGGCUACGGUGGUCUGGGCUUCGGACACGGCUACGGAUUGAAGGGAUGAACGACGGAUUUUGACUCGUAGAAAGAAAACUCGGGGCCAACGCACGUUCUGCACUGCUACUUCUGUAAAUUAUUGCCUACUCCUUUCAAAUGAUCUGUCACUUCCCAUCACAAGUCAUGUGUUGUGCGUCAUUCGAUUGUACAAAAGUCCUAAAAUAAAAGUACACGUGGAAACAUU
This is a messenger RNA of Rhipicephalus microplus (southern cattle tick), 697 nucleotides long. RefSeq lists its product as uncharacterized. The record is from RefSeq and is a predicted model, not a curated record. NCBI's taxonomy places the organism in Eukaryota, Metazoa, Arthropoda, Arachnida, Ixodida, Ixodidae.